AUGCCAAGUUUGGUGAAAAAAGGAGACAUCAUGAUAGGAGGUAUUUUUCCUGUUUUUAACAAAGAAAUCACCAGCACUGUUUCAUUUCAGAAGAAGCCUCCUGGAGUGAUGUGUGCAGGAUUUGAUAUGCGAGUUUUUCGAUGGACCCAAAUAAUGAUAUUCGCAGUAGAAGAAAUUAACAAAGAUUCUGUUCUUCUUCCAAACAUAUCUCUGGGUUACAGAAUCUUAGACUCUUGUGCAUCCCCCACUAACUCUUUACGUGCUGCACUAACACUGGCUAGUGAACUGGAGGAGGUAAAUUUAACUUCUUUCUGUACUCCAGCAAUAUCUGCUCUCAUAGCAGAGUCAGGAUCAUCUCAGUCCAUAGCUGUGGCUGGAACCCUAGGACCAUUUCACAUGCCAAUAGUAAGUUAUUUCUCAACAUGUGCCUGCCUGAGUAACAGAGCUAAAUACCCGACCUUUUUUCGGACAAUCCCCAGCGACUACUUUCAGGCAAAAGCUUUGGCAGCUCUGGUCAAGCAUUUUGGUUGGGAGUGGAUUGGAGCCAUACAGUCAGAUAAUGAUUACGGACGGAAUGGGGUUCUGGCUUUUACUGAAGAAGUUAAAAAGCUUGGGGUUUGUAUUGCAUUCGUUGGGACUGUUCUACGUACAUACCCUAUGGACAAAAUUCUGGCUGUUGUAGAAAUGAUCAAACAAUCGACUGUCAAAGUAAUUCUGGCAUUUGUUCCUGAGGGUGACUUUUACCCCUUAAUGAAUGAAGUGCUAAAACAAAACAUUACAGGAAUUCAGUGGAUUGCCAGUGAGGCAUGGAUAACAGCACCCCGACCUUCCACACCUGAAAUGUACCAAGCUUUUGGUGGAACUCUUGGAUUUGUGGUACAAAAGAUGGCUAUCCCCAAUUUUAAACCAUUUCUCACAAAUAUAAGUCCCUAUAAAGAUCCAAGUGCAGCAUUUGUGAAUGAUUUCUGGGAGAUAAUUGUGGGUUGCAGAGCAGAUUCACCUGAUAAGCACACAGAAGCAGAGAAAACAAAGAUAUGCACAGGCAACGAGACACUAAUAAAUUCCCAGGAUGUGUUCUUCAAUGUCACACAGCUCAGAGUGUCCUAUAAUGUGUAUAAAGCUGUUUAUGCUAUUGCACAUGCCCUUCAUCAGCUAGUAUUCUGUCAACCAGCAGGAGAAAAAAGAAUGAGGCCAUGUUUGAAUGUGUCAGAAAUUCAGCCGAAAGAGGUCACUUAUCACCUACAGAGGGUGAACUUCAGGAAUCAAUUCGGAGAUCAUGUCUUUUUUGAUGAAAAUGGUGACCCUCCUGCUUCAUAUGACAUUAUUAACUGGCAGCUGAGAAAUGGGCAGGUGGAACAUGUGACAUUGGGCCAUUUUGCAUCUGCUGAAAAUGGCAUUUACAAGCUCAGUAUACAGGAGGAAAAGAUAGUAUGGAGGACAGGAGAAACGGUCCCUACAUCCGUGUGCUCUGGUGUUUGUCCAGCAGGAACCAGAAAAGCUGAAAUUAAAGGAAAACCCGCAUGUUGUUUUGACUGUGUUCCAUGUGCAGAAGGAACUAUAUCUAACUCCUCAGGUGCAACAAAAUGCAUACUCUGUCCACAGGAAUACUGGUCCAAUGAGAGGAAAGAUGAGUGCAUACCUAAAACCAUCGAGUUUCUGACAUACCAUGAGCCGAUGGGAAUUGCUCUCACAGUUGUAUCCUUGCUCGGGGCUUCCCUGUCAAUUAUCACAAUGAUUAUUUUUAUCCACCACAGAGAAACUCCUGUAGUUAAAGCCAGCAACUCAGAGCUCAGCUGUUUCUUGUUGUUUUCUCUUUUCUUGUGUUGUCUCUGCCCACUCACCUUCAUAGGCAGACCGACAGUCUGGACAUGCAUGCUGCGCCACACUGCUUUUGGUGUGACAUUUGCACUCUGCAUUUCCUGUAUCUUGGGGAAAACUAUUGUUGUUGUAACAGCUUUCAGAGCAACACAGCCUGGUAAUAAAGUUGUAGGAAAGUUUGGUCCUGCUCAGCAAAGGAUUAUUGUUUGCUCCUGCACUUUGAUUCAAGUGGUGAUUUGUAUAUUGUGGCUCAAGUUAAAUCCACCUUUGCCAGAUAGGGUUUUCAGGUAUAGCAAUAAGAAGAUAGUUUUAGAAUGUAACACAGGAUCCAAUGCUGCUUACUAUGCAGUGCUGGCAUACAUAGGGAUUCUCGCAGUAAUAUGUUUGGUCCUUGCAUUUCUGGCGAGAAAGUUACCUGAUAACUUUAAUGAAGCCAAAUUCAUCACAUUCAGCAUGUUGAUAUUCUGUGCUGUCUGGAUCACUUUUAUCCCAGCAUAUGUCAGCUCUCCUGGAAAGUUCACUGUGGCUGUGGAAAUAUUUGCAAUUUUGUCAUCAUCAUUUGGUGUGCUGAUUUGCAUUUUUGCACCGAAAUGUUACAUAAUACUGGUGAAGCCAGAGAAAAACACAAGAAAGCAUGUCAUGGGAACAAAUAUUCACAAAAAAAUAACGAUUUAA
Melanotaenia boesemani (Boeseman's rainbowfish) is the source of this 2493-nucleotide messenger RNA. RefSeq names its product extracellular calcium-sensing receptor-like. The record is from RefSeq and is a predicted model, not a curated record. The coding region runs from base 1 to 2493 and encodes 830 amino acids. Gene Ontology annotation, cellular component: membrane. Lineage: Eukaryota; Metazoa; Chordata; Actinopteri; Atheriniformes; Melanotaeniidae. Gene Ontology annotation, biological process: G protein-coupled receptor signaling pathway. The transcript is spliced from 6 exons. Gene Ontology annotation, molecular function: G protein-coupled receptor activity.